Molecule: messenger RNA, 2238 nt
Organism: Leptopilina heterotoma
Lineage: Eukaryota; Metazoa; Arthropoda; Insecta; Hymenoptera; Figitidae
Product: suppressor of hairless protein-like
Exons: 2
Coding region: 210-1664 (484 amino acids)
Biological process (GO): regulation of transcription by RNA polymerase II
Cellular component (GO): nucleus
Molecular function (GO): DNA-binding transcription activator activity, RNA polymerase II-specific; RNA polymerase II cis-regulatory region sequence-specific DNA binding
Source: RefSeq, a predicted model, not a curated record
UAUUUACCGACAUUGGUGAAGCCUGGAUCCUGAAAAUAGAUGGACCAUGGUGUACAUAACACAGCAUUUGGUUAUGUUUGUGUUUACAAAACUAAUGUGUUUUUAAUAGUGUAGUGUUUUUAAACUCAAAUUUUAAAAAACAUAUACAUUUAUGUUUACAAUAUGAUGAUAUAUCAACCUUGAAAGCUAAUCUCCAUUUCACCAUCACAAUGUCUAUCUAUCCUCGCCUAAAUCCUGGCAUAUAUCGCCCAGAACAUCAGGAGCAGAGAUUAACCCGAGAUGCUAUGAAACGCUACCUACGCGACAGAAGUGACAUGAUUAUUAUCGUUUUACAUGCAAAAGUUGCACAAAAAUCUUACGGUAAUGAAAAACGUUUCUUCUGUCCUCCACCCUGUAUCUAUUUAUUCGGCGAUGGUUGGCGAAUGAGGCAGGAGCAAAUGCUCAGAGAAGGUGAAUCCGAACAAUCAUCGCAAUUAUGCACCUUCAUUGGAAUUGGAAAUUCCGAUCAGGACGUACAACAACUCGAUCUCAAUAAUGGUAAAAAGUAUUGCGCCGCCAAAACACUAUACAUCUCCGAUACGGACAAGAGAAAACAUUUUAUGCUCUCCGUUAAAAUGUUUUAUGGCACUGGUCACGAUAUUGGAGUAUUUCACAGUAAACGAAUAAAGGUUAUAUCGAAACCUUCGAAGAAGAAGCAAUCGUUGAAGAAUACGGAUCUUUGCAUAGCAAGUGGAACGAAAGUGGCCCUCUUUAAUCGUUUACGUUCACAAACGGUUAGCACAAGGUAUUUACAUGUUGAAAAUGGUAAUUUUCAUGCGAGUUCAACACAAUGGGGUGCUUUUACAAUUCAUCUUUUGGAGGACGACGAGAGUGAAUCUGAGGAAUUUCAGGUGCAACACGGAUAUAUUCAUUAUGGCAGUACGGUGAAGUUAGUGUGUUCAGUGACUGGAAUGGCCUUACCGAGGUUAGUGAUCCGUAAGGUUGAUAAACAAAUGGCGAACAUUGAGGCCGAUGAUCCAGUUUCGCAACUACAUAAAUGUGCCUUUUAUAUGAAAGACACGGAACAUUUGUAUUUGGGUCUUUCGCAGGAGAGGAUUAUUCAGUUUCAAGCAACUCCAUCGCCGAGGGAGGCGAACAAGGAGAUGAUUAAUGAUGGUGCAUGCUGGACAAUCAUCAGUACCGAUAAGGCUGAGUAUAAAUUUUUUGAAGGAAUGGGUCCAGUCCGUUCGCCAGUGACACCAGUGCCACUUGUUCACAGUUUGCACCUGAAUGGUGGUGGUGAAGUGGCAAUGCUCGAAUUAACCGGUGAUAAUUUUACCCCGAAUCUUCGCGUUUGGUUCGGUGAUAUUGAAGCUGAGACGAUGUACAGAUGCCAGGAGAGUAUGCUCUGCGUUGUUCCGGAUGUAUCGCUCUUUAGGGACGAAUGGCUUUGGGAUCGUCAACCAAAACAAGUUCCAGUGUCACUGGUGCGAAAUGAUGGUAUUAUCUACGCGACUGGUUUAACAUUCACCAGUACACCAGAAGCGGGACCUCGUCAACACUGUCCUCCUGCUGAAGAAAUUAUGCGAGCGCCUCAUUCUCAUCAUAAUCAAGCAAGUAUGCCACCGAGUAUAGCCGAUGUUCCCUGGAGUACAUAUCCGUCAGCACAAGGUCAUCAUCUCUGAUAAUUCGACUCCCAAGAACCAAAGUUCCUUAAUUACACAAUUUUACUCAAAUUUACUUUAAUUCAGCCAUCUGUGUUCAAACAGUGAAGUGUAAAAGUGACCAGUCUUUAUAGCAUUCGUGACAAGAUGAUAGUUAUCAUAGAUAUUAGUUUCCAAAAAUAAUUUGGAUUGUGAAAUGCAGACCUCCCGAAUUUACAAGUAUACUAGAUGGUAAAUUAUAUGCAAUGACAAGUGGACUAAUUUAUAGAAAGUUAAAUAAACCCAUUAAUAAUAUUAAUAUAGAGAAAACAAAGCCAUAUUAAAAAAUAAACAUAUUAAAAAUAGGACAUAAAGAGUUGAAACAUUUUCGAAGUUGAGAAAAAUUGAGGCUGUUUUCUGCGGCAAUUAAUGAAACAACUGCUGUGAUUUGUGUGUCUUUUUUCUAAAUGCUUUUCAUAAUAAAACAAAAAGAGUUACUAAGGAAUGAAUGUAGUGUGUAUAUUGUAUUUUUAAUUCUAUUCACAGCGAAAAAGUGUGAUCACCCUUAUUACAAAUGUAUGACUUGAAAAAUUACACUAAUUUUAAAAAAUUGAAA